CUUUGGCUCGUCCCGGCAGGCUGCACUUUGCUUCAGGAUCAGUUACCCUUCCUGUCAGAGCAAUGCUUUUGGCCUGUCAGCUGUACAUUACGAAUGCAAUUCUUGCCAUUUUGCUGCAGCGUUUUAAUGGAGCUUUCAGUGGUUUCGGUCACAGUGCUUGAGCACUUGUUUCUGUCAAGUUGUUUAACUGUUUUUGUUCCUAGCUUUGUAUGUUUUAUUUUCUCUUGUUCUUUGUGUCUCGUUCUGCAUAUGCUUCUUCACCUUGCAGUUUGGUUCAGAGUGUCUCCAUAUGCAUGGUCUAAGUAACUAUUGGUGCCAGUGUGCUGUUAUUUUGUUGUUUUCUCUUGGGUGGUGGUGGUGUCAGUUUCUCACCCACUAAUACAGGAGAACUGCUAAGACAUCUAAGUACCGUGCGUAUCUGAGCAGUUGGCUUGAUUCCUCCUGGCUUCCUGAAAACCAACUUCCAGGAAGGCUUGCAACACCAAAUGGAAAAUGUUUGUGGAUCUGGACAUUUCAGAUCGGAGCUGACUCCCGAGAAAAGAACUUAGGGGUGAAGUUUUUUUUACCAUUUGAAAGAUGGAUGAUGAUGAUUUUGGAGGAUUCGAGGCAGCAGAGAGCUAUGAGUAUGGAAAUGGUGAAAAGCAGACUACAUCUCCUGCUAUUUCUUGGGCAGCAUUUCCUACAGUAUCUGAAGUCCGUAUAUCUCAGAAUGUUUCUCCUGAUGUUCUUCUGGAGCACUCUGUGCCUUCAUCCUGCCUGGUUCCUCCUGACUCAUUCACUUUAUCAAAUGAUAAUGUGGCAACAGCUAUUCAAACAGCCAACGUUAUAAACCCAGCUGUACUUAAAGAACAGAAUCAAGUAGAUAUUCAAGUUGCCUCUUUGAAUUUAAAUGAAGACAUAUCCUUAGUCACAUCAGCCAUUGGUACAGAUGAUGAGACAAAGAGAAAAAACGAAUUGAAGAGCUGUCUUCAACAAACUGUAGCAAACCUAGAAACCAAGCUUUGCACUGCUGAAGAAGAAAAAAUAAAAACAAAAAAGGAAUUAGAAUAUUUACUGGAAAAAAACAGUAUUCUAGAAAUGAAUUUCUUGAAGGAAAAAAAAGAAAAGCUACUUAAAUAUCAAGAUCGUUACAAGAUGAUCCAGGAAAAGCAUAAGCAGGAGUUAGAAGAUAUGAGACAAGCUGGACAUGAAGCUUUGAGUAUUAUUGUUGAAGAAUUCAAGGCACUGCUACAAUCUACGGUUCAACAGCAAGAAGCAGCUAUUGAAAAACAGUAUAUACUGGCAAUUGAAAAACAGUCCCACAAAUGUGAAGAACUUCUUAAUGCUCAGCAUCAGAGACUUCUUGACAUUUUGGAAGCAGAGAAGGAAGUCUUAUCAGAAAAGAUAGAAGAAGCUUUGAUGCAACAGUCGCAAAAACAUAAGGAAGUGCUGGACAAAUGUUUGGAUGAAGAAAGAGAAAGAAGUAAGGAAGCUGUGGCAGCUGCUAUGAAGGCUGAAAAAAAAAUAGUGCAGGAGGCUGUUCUGAAAGCAGUAGAGGAGGAAAGGAGAAAUAUGGAGAAGAUUCAUGAAGAAGAAAGAAAAAUGUGGGAAACAGAACGUGACAGACAUAAAGAGAAAAUUGCCCAGGCUGUUCGAGAAGCAAUGCAAGAGCAAAGAAAACAUAAUCAAGAAAUUGUCAAGGAAGCAUUAAUGGAGGAGCAAAAACGAAGUGAAAAGGCAAUCGAAGAAGCUGUGAAAAGGACGAGGGAGGAACUGGUGGAAUAUAUUAAAGAACAGAAAAGGCUUGAUCAAGUUGUUCGUCAGAGGAAUCUGUCUAGUUUGGAACUUUUCCUCUCAUGUGCACAGAAACAGUUAAGCAUUUUAUUAAAUGAAGAUCCCACAGCUACAGAGGAAAAGAGAGACUGACAGUUGCUGUGCCACUGGUACAGUGUGAUUUGUGAAGCUGCAAAUUUUGGUCAAGCAAAUAACAAACGUCUCCUAAUCAUUUGAAUUUGUAUCAUUGGUUCAAGACUGAUCUGAAACUAUACUUGAUAGAAGUAUCUGUGUUUUUUUUUGUUGUUGUUUGUUUGUUUGUUUUUUGACUACUAUUAUCAGAGUGAAAAAAAAUAGGAAGAAAAAAAUCACAUGAAAAAUAUUUUUUAUUUGUGAUUUUAUUUUCAUUGUGGUUUCUAUUAGCCCAUGACUGAAGUUCUAGGUAAUGGCAGCAAUGAUGAAAAAAAUUCCCUGUUAUGCCUGGUUUAAAGGUGGUAUCACGUCUUGAUGUAAUUGAUUAUUAUUUUCAUACUUAAAGAAAUGGAGAAAAACAGUUAAAUAUAGGUACAAGUCCAUCUCUGUUUCUCAAGUAUGUGCCCAAGUGCAUUGCCUCGAGUGAGCCUGAGAAGCUUAUCACUUCUCAUUACUUUAGAUGUGUAAUAGAAGAAUCAAUACUGAAACAUAAGUUUUGACAGUCAUUUCUUCAGACGUUUAUAAACAACUCCAACUCUACUAAUAGAAAAGUUUAAAAACUAAACAGUGCAAUUUGUUAGUGUAGAGCAUUGCUGUAACCAAUGUAUAGUAUGUAUUUUUAUUUCUGUUCUACAAAGCUAGUCUGAUUCCAAAAUUCAUUUUCUCAUGAAAGUAUGAUUAAAGUGACUGACCUCAGUUUCAGGAAGAAGAUGUAUGUAAUUAUGUGGAGACUGAUAUUGCACUGCCUCAGUGGAAUUUCUGACAAUAUAAGGAGUGCAGCAUGCUGACCUCAGAUGCCCUUUUCAAACCCAUUGAAGGAAGUAGAAAUACUGCCCACUGACAUCUGUCUAGUGGGCUUUGGAUCAAGUCAUAGGUCUGUGACUGGGAAAUUCUGUGCCUACACUCUUUUGAUUGUAGAUUUGGAUCCUUAAUUAAAAGAGUUCUGAAUGAAAUAAAGGAAAAUAAAAAUGCUGUUAUAAUACUGAAUAUAAAUAAACAGAGAAUGAUACUUCUAA
Messenger RNA from Cygnus olor (mute swan), 2960 nucleotides. RefSeq names its product coiled-coil domain containing 91 (gene CCDC91). The coding region runs from base 577 to 1905 and encodes 442 amino acids. Gene Ontology annotation, cellular component: trans-Golgi network. The record is from RefSeq and is a predicted model, not a curated record. Gene Ontology annotation, biological process: Golgi to lysosome transport. The transcript is spliced from 15 exons. Lineage: Eukaryota; Metazoa; Chordata; Aves; Anseriformes; Anatidae.